AUGUCGCAAACCGCAACGCAAAACGGCGCACAGGCUGCGCUUUCUACUACUACUACCAUGCAGCGCGAGACUACGAAACAAUCAGUUGCCCCCAAAGAAAGCCCUUCGUCCCAGAAUGACCCUGACGGGCAGCCGUCUCUCCCUGGUCACCAAAGGCUCGUCUUCACCGAUCCUGUCGCGCUCCGAUACCUUGAAGAAGACCCUUCGACGAUUGUGCUGCAUCGACGUUUGGUUCUCCAGGGCUAUGAGAUAUACAUUGUUGAGCAAUGGGCAUGUUCGAGGAUUCAUCCUACUUUUAUAAUUACGACUUAUACGGGAGAGCCUUCACACAAAGUGGUAGCGGGACUGCUAAGCGUUCCUACAGAUGAAUCCACUUGGUCUCCCCGUUUGAAACUAUAUUUCGAUGCAGUUACAGGAUGUGAAGCACGCAGGAAAGAGACAUCGUUUGGAACUCUGUUCAUAACUGAUUUGAGCACAUUUCCUUCGGCUCUUACUGUCAUCCCGGUGCCUGAAGGUGAUAUCUAUAAACACAAGGAUGAUUUUAUUGUGAACGAAAAUUUGAAACGGCUGAACUGUUCGGGCCGAGCGGGCUUAAAAUUACAACCACCAACGGCCGCAACUGAAGCCAAGUUCUACCAUCUCUACCGGACCAGUGAGAGAGUCCCGCUUUAUUUGGCCGUUGUAGAGCUUGUGAAGCAGUGUCAGAUUGCCUUGAUGAUGUUUGGCAUUCUGGCUCCGGAGUAUGUCGAUGGAAUCUUAUGUGAUGUGACAGAAGCAGCAAUUGGCGACUGGUGGACGGACAUUGGCAUGGAUCUAUACAAUAUUGAACCCAGCGAUGGUGUUUUGGGACCAACUACCGUAGCCGCGCUGCUAGGGACGCUGAUGGGGGCUCGAAACCGGCUUCACGCUUUUGGUGCUCCAGUUGGCAAAGAUGCCUUUGAUAUCUCUAACUUAAAAAGAGGAAUCAGUAGCUUCCAGAAAUCCCAAAAGCUGAAGCGGACUCGGAGGUUGGACCGUCAAACAUUGGACCGACUUCAUCGGGUCACUGCAAAGGCCGCAAAUGCGGAGGGCUGGACCGAUGCUGUGAAGUCAACUAUGGCUGAGUUGAGUGGCCAUGGAGGCGAGAUGGUCAUGGGUAUGGUGCGGGGUCGGGAAAAGGGCGGCAUCGCUGAUAUUGAAACCCUAGAUGUUGACAACUUCGCACAGUUAGUCACGGGUGAAAGAGCAAAGUGGCUUUGGAGAGGAAAACCACGCAAGGGCGGUGUUGGAGAUGGCUUUGCUGGAGGACAUCCAGGUGUAGACAUGAUGUUUACUACCGAUGAUCAGGGUGGAUACCUAUGGACCAGUCGCAAACGAAGUUCCCACGAUGAUUUGGUCGCCGAACGGUCUUAUCAGGGGUCGGAACGUCCAGGAAGACCUCUCGAGCUAGUUAACACCGCUGAUGAUAAAGAUCAGAAUAUAGGCAGGUUGGUACGACGAGGCGUCAGUGGAAAAGUGUCAGAUGCGCGGGCUGGGUUUGGCAGGUUUAAGGAUGGCCUACGGUCACACCUCCCGAAGACAAAGGAUGAUGCGAAUCUCGUUAGUGACGCAGCUUGUAUUCCUCCAUUAGAGAGCGACACUGAGAUGGUCCUUUCAAAGAUCACUUCUGAUGGUGGUCGACAACCCGAACCUGAGAGCGUUCCUGACAACGAGAUGCCAACCCAGCCUCACGAACUGAACACCGAAACACCGCUUAAUAAUUUUGUGCCAAAGUCAUCCGAUGUCAAACUCCCAGCUAUAACAAUUGAACCUGUAACGUCAAACGAGCCCUCCGAUAGCUCCCAGAAGGUGUCUUUAGCUCGGGAAGAUGAGGAGUCGCAAGAUCUGGAGCGGUGGAAGACGCGAUCAACCUACGCAGCCGCAGAAGAUCAGACGUCAGAGUUUGGCAUCAUGUCAUUGCGCCGGCCGCAGAGCAGUGCUGAACUUUAUCGUGCAGACGACACUGAACAUUUGGAUAAUUACUGGCCGCGACAUCUGUCGUUCAGUACUGUCGAAGAAGUUGUGCUGGGAUGGGAAGAAUUGAAGGGGAUGGCUGAAGGCUCUGAAAACCCCGACGCCACCCUGGAAGAAGCUAUUGCCGAAGAGGAUGUGCUACUGUCUGACGCGCGAAUAUUCAGCUCCAGAGUUCAAGGCUUGAGCGAGAGCACUGUUCCUUGGGUUGAAAAGCAAGUGGGUUCAGUGGACGACCUGAACCGAGUCCUUUACGAAAUGCAUGAAAGGGUCAACACAACCUAUAUGGAGAAGCUCUGCCAAUACCAAGGGAUUCGAGAGCGAUCAUGCGAUCUACUGUCUGAAGAACACUCCUCACUCACGGACCACAUGAGGCGGGUCGAGAUGAUGAGCGCAAAACUAGAUUACGAGCUUAAUGUCCUAGGGUCCAAGGUUGAGGAAGUCGAGACUGGGCUAGGUGAGUUCGAGAGACACAUUGAGGAGAUAGAAACAAGGGUUAAGACGCUGGUCCGUGGGGAAGAAGAAAAGCAGAACUGUUCCUGGCUUUCACGGUUAGGAAGAUUCACUGGGUUCUCUUUGUAA
Messenger RNA from Aspergillus nomiae NRRL 13137, 2571 nucleotides. RefSeq names its product putative Sin3 complex subunit (Stb2). Bases 1 to 2571 code for a protein of 856 amino acids. Gene Ontology annotation, cellular component: Sin3-type complex. The record is from RefSeq and is a predicted model, not a curated record. Lineage: Eukaryota; Fungi; Ascomycota; Eurotiomycetes; Eurotiales; Aspergillaceae. The transcript has a single exon.